This is a messenger RNA of Hypomesus transpacificus, 2204 nucleotides long. It is a transcript of the gene swap70b, whose product is annotated as switching B cell complex subunit SWAP70b. NCBI's taxonomy places the organism in Eukaryota, Metazoa, Chordata, Actinopteri, Osmeriformes, Osmeridae. Gene Ontology annotation, cellular component: nucleus; cytoplasm. Gene Ontology annotation, molecular function: calcium ion binding. The transcript is spliced from 12 exons. Bases 60 to 1829 code for a protein of 589 amino acids. The record is from RefSeq and is a predicted model, not a curated record.
UUCAAUAUACAAGAGCGAGCGAAAACAGCAAGUGAGAGAGCAUUGGCAAAAACACACCGAUGGCACUACGAGACGAACUUCUGAAGUCAAUAUGGCAUGCUUUUACAGCGUUGGAUGUGGACAAAAGCGGAAAAGUGUCCAAAUCCCAAUUAAAGGUGCUGUCCCACAACUUAUGCACAGUGAUGCGGAUCCCUCACGACCCAGUGGCUCUUGAAGAGCACUUUAAGGAUGACGACGAGGGACCUGUUUCCAAUCAGGGUUACAUGCCUUACUUGAAUAAGUUUAUUCUGGACAAGGUCCAGGACAACUUUGACCGGCAGGACUUUAACAGGAUGUGCUGGACCCUGUGUGCUCGCAAGAACCUGGAUAGGAGCAACCUUCUCAUCUCGGAUGACAGUGCCUUCAAGAUCUGGUGCAUCUUCAACUUCCUGUCCGAGGAUAAAUAUCCACUGACCAUGGUCACUGAAGAGAUUGAGUACUUCCUACGGAAGCUGACCGAUGCCAUGGGGGGCAGCUGGGUUGAGGAAAGGUUCGAGGACUACAAGCUGGAGCUGAGUGCCAAGCAGCAGUGUCUGAAUGCUUGGGAGCUGAUCCACUUGGUGGGCACUGGGAGUUUCAGCAAGGGCAUGGACCACCAGACACUUUCCAUGGGCAUCACCGAGGUCUACCAAGAGCUGAUCCUGGAUGUGCUCAAACAGGGCUACAUGAUGAAGAAGGGCCACAAGAGGAAGAACUGGAUAGAGCGUUGGUUCCUGCUAAGGCCCGACUCAGUUGCCUACUAUGUGAGCGAAGACCUCUUGGAGAAGAAGGGGGACAUCAUGCUGGACGAGAACUGCUGUGUGGAGUCAUUACCGGAUAAGGAAGGAAAAAAGUGCCUCUUCUACAUCAAGUGCUCUGAGAAAAGUUUUGAGAUCAGCGCAUCGGAUAAAAAGAGGAAGCAGGAAUGGAUUCAGGCCAUCCAGACGAGUGUUAGCCUGCUGAAGCUAGGCCGCCCAGCGCUGCAUCGCGAGUCGCGCCUGAAGCGUCGCGAGCUCCGUCAGAAACAGCAGGCGGAGCAAGACGAGCUGGAGCUCAGGAUGACGGAGCUGCAGACAGCCAAUGAGAACAAGCAGCAGGAACUGGAUGCCAUGAGGAAGCAACUAGACGAGGCGGCAGCCAGCGCAGCAGAGGAGGAGCGCAAGCGACAGCAGACCCAGACAGAGCUCCAGGACCGCUACAGGAUGGACCUGGAGAGAGAGAAAAUGGUGCGUCAGGAGAUGGAGGAGCAGGUGGCCCAGAAGUCCAGUGAGCUGGAGCAAUACCUCCAGCGGGUCAAGGAAUUAGAAGACAUGUAUCACCGCCUGGAGGAGGCACUAGAGGACGAGAGAAGUGCCAGGCAGGACGAGGAGACCGUGCGCAGGCUACAGGCCCGGUUACUGGAGGAGGAAGUAGCCAAGCGGGCUGAGCUGGAGGAGAUCCACAUCCACCAGCAGAGGGCGAUCUCUGAGACUGAGGCAGAGAAGCAGCAGCUAGAGAAGGCCAGGCUGGCCAAGGAGAGCGCCCUGGAGGCCGCCAUGCUGCAACUGGAGCAGCUUGAGAGUGAAAGACAGGGGGCGCUAGAGCAAUACCAGGAAGUGAUAAAGAAACUGGAGGAUGCAGCUAAUAACACCAGGACAUGGAAGCACAAAGUGGCCCACCACGAGGGCCUGGUCCGCCUCAUUCAACCAGGCUCCAAAGGAUCGCAGAGAAUGACAAACUGGGGCCCUGCAGCUUUCAGUGAGGGAGAGUUGAGUCUGAGGGAGAAGGACUGGCAGGAAAAGAGGAACAGGCCCCCCACAGAGGCACAGUAGUACCUCCCCCCCAACACACACACACGUCCACACAAGUGCCUUCCUGAACUCAUGAACACACAUCACAACAAUGUUGUACUACAGAUGUUUCACAUUUAAUUGGCUCUGCACUGCAUCACGCCGUUGUGGUGAUUUACAUUUUGGUCUUUUUCUGGCAACUUGUUUACUGAAAUAAUUCAGUUAAAUAACUUAGUUUAAGUUUAGUUAUUGUUGUGUGAUUCACUAACCCGUUGUCAUACUACUGCAUAAAAAACAAUCCUUUACUUGGGUACCAUUCAAACAAACCUACAUAACCUUACAUGAACCUUUCCAUAAAAACACAAACAAAAGUAAUUUAAAGAGUCUGUUUUCUGGAAGCAAAUCAGUGACAUGUUU